AUGCCAGAUCCGACUCAUCAGAAUCAGAUCGAUCGCAUAGGGCUGGGCGCUUGGAAUCUCAGCGCCCUUGCGGUGUGCCCGCUUGCCGCAGGCGACGUCGUGCUGCGCGACAUGCGGCUCUGGCAUGGCGGCACUCCGAAUCGUCGCAACCGGAGUCGGUACCUGCCAUCUGCCGAGUUCCUGUCCACGUGGUAUGCAGGCUACACCGUCCAAGUCCCCGAAGACCACUUCAGUCCGCGCCCGGCGCUGCCCUUCGAGCACUGGCGGCGGCUCUCAAGCCAUGCGCAGCGUCGGGCACAGUUCAUCCUCGCCGCGCCCGAGCCGGUGCGGGCGACGGUACGCCAGGACUUCGUCCUGAUGCUGCCUUACGUGGCCGAGGAGCGGCCCUGA
Messenger RNA from Symbiodinium natans, 390 nucleotides. Lineage: Eukaryota; Dinophyceae; Suessiales; Symbiodiniaceae. The record is from the annotation of a GenBank genome assembly.